Messenger RNA from Vespula vulgaris, 4216 nucleotides. Its product is annotated as odorant receptor 4-like. Gene Ontology annotation, cellular component: plasma membrane. Gene Ontology annotation, biological process: detection of chemical stimulus involved in sensory perception of smell; sensory perception of smell. The transcript is spliced from 11 exons. Gene Ontology annotation, molecular function: olfactory receptor activity; odorant binding. The coding region runs from base 2657 to 3829 and encodes 390 amino acids. The record is from RefSeq and is a predicted model, not a curated record. Lineage: Eukaryota; Metazoa; Arthropoda; Insecta; Hymenoptera; Vespidae.
UUCACUGCUAAUGGCGCCACGAACUUGGAUCGUCUAACAUUAUUAAUGUAUACGACGAUCAUUAGUGAAAUUAUAAUAGUGAAAUGUUAAUCAAUUGAGGUUCAUUGUAUCUACAUCAACUUUAUUCUAAACAAAUUUUCAUACUCCGCUUUAUAUUCUCUAUUCUCAAAUCUUCGAUGAGAUAUUUGUCGAUCCUGCGGAUAUGAAAGCAUGGAUAUACUAAUCUUGCGGAAUUGCGACAAAAUCGAAAACGAUUGAAAAGGAGAAUUGAAUCCUACGGAAAUGAUACUGUUCGAUUAGAGAGCAUUUUAAGGGACAUUUAUAUUAUUACUAUAACUCCGCCAUUUUUUAUGGAUAAUCUUCAUAACUAUCUGUAUUCAAAAGAUUAAAAAAACGAAUGAUACUUUAACAUUGAUGUUGUUCACUGUGUCCAUCUCUUCCGUAAUAAAGAGACUUUUUAUUUACUGUUGCAACGACGGAUAUUUUAUAGAGGAAGCAAAGUAUCUAUUUUGGUAAUACCAUUUACAAUAACGAAUGGUGUAAUAGGAAACGGACUCGAAAUUUUUUCUUGUUUGUACGAUAUGAAUAUAUUUACCAUCUGGCAAAUUUAUCUUUGUUCAUUUUCACGGACAUUUUCAUAUCUUUGGUAGGAUACUUAUUGGUUCGGCAGAUAUUUUACUGAAAAGAACAAAAGUAAAAUGGAGUAUGUACUAACAAAUUUUUUUCUUUUUCUUAACCCAUAUUCUUUCGCAGAACAACAAACUGUUUGAUUAUGCAUCAUUCACUUAUACUAGGGUCAUGGAUUAUAUAAAUAUAAUUUAAAGAAGAUCUUUCAAAAUUCUCAUUUCUUUUCUUUAUAAACAAAAUUAAUAUCAAUUGUAAGAGAACUUUGGUAGAUAUAUCAAUUGUCGCAUUUUUUAAAAGAUAUGGCCAACUAUACCCGAUUUUAUUAAUUUCCAGACGCAUAUUUGAAAAAUUAAAAAUGAUAAUAUUAAAAAAAAUUUGUUAGAGAAAUUACAAUAAAUAGACCAAUAGGUCUAUAAUUUGAAAAAGUAUGGCACUCAUAUAUGUCUGUUCAAAAAAAAAGUAUUAUUAUUAUUUAUACUCAUGCCCAAAACAUAGGUAAUCAAUUUUGUCAAAGUUAAAAAGACAUAAGAGUCCAAUUUGUUUUCUUUUUGGUAUUAUCGCUUUUUAAUAAAUUACGUAUAUAUGCGUUAAGAAAAUUUUUAUUGACAAAAAUGUUAUUUUUUUUUUUUUACUUUCAUGAAAGUGAAAGAAUUUUCUACUAACUACAGAUAUUAUAUAAAUAUUGCCUAUAAUUACUUAGAUACUGUAGUUGCCUGCAUUUAUUGUCAGCUAUCUGUUCAAAACUAUUAUAAAAAUAUUAAUUGAAUUUGCAUAAUCAAUAUUGAGAAUUAAUUAUUGGAUGAUCUCGUUUGCCUAACUGUUUCAAAAAAUGAUCACUGCUGCAUCCACUUACUGCAAAAUUAAUAAAUAAUUAAUAGCUUUUAAUUAUUUGAACAUCGAAAUAUAUAAACCACUAUAUAAUAUUUUAUAUAUAAUUAAAAUUCAAUAAACUAAUAAAUACAAAUCAUAAAAAAAGUGUAACAUUUCGUUACAAAAAUGAAAGAAAAUAAUGAAAACAAAUAUUAAUUAAAGUCUGCGUAAAAAGUAGAAUUAAUAAAAACACUUACCGAUAUACAAAGAAUAGAAAAAAAAGUUGGAAAAUUUGAAGCUAACAUAAGAUACGUAAAAAAGUGAUAAGUUAGAAAAAUAUAUUUAGUAUGAAUAGAUAAUGAAAAUAAAUUAUCAGAAAGAAGACAGGUGUGUCAAUAAAGCAUAAUAAUUUGAAAAUAAAGAAAAGGAAAUCUUAGAUCAAAGACAACUGAUAUCAAAAAAAAGUUUCAUUUUUGCAUAAAAUUCUUAUAUGUUCAUAAGUACUAUACUCUUCACUACCGAAUCAUGGAACCCUCUAUAAUAAAGGACAAAAGUACAGAUAUUCAAUUCCACGGAAUACUUACGAAUACUUAUUUCCGUGAAAAGUAAAUUUUUUUUAACCCACACCACUAAUUCAGGCACAAUGUCUUCCGUUCAUAAAAUGCAAAAUUGUUUGGAACAAGAAGGAACUCGGAAAGACAAUCGAACGAAAAGUUGUGGACGUUGUAAACUUCCAGCAAUGCCCUGCAGAAGAAGGGUAAUUAUACCCUAGAGUCAGAUGUUAAUUUUUUUUUCUAUAACUAUGAUCACCCUCUUUCCUAAAAUAAAAAAGAAAGAAAAAGAAGAAAGAGAAAAAGGAAAAAUUUCAAUGACAAGUAAUUGAAAUGGAAUUAUAAUAAGUUUUACACGGAGGUUGUGAAACAGAGGGAUAUACUACGAAGUGAACAGAAGUGAUGAGAGCACAUUUUUUAUGUAUAGUCGAAUCCCCCUCCCAACAGUGCCGUAGACCGACCAUAACCGUAGAUCGUAAAGUACGGGUUUAACUCGUUAUUAGAAGGAGUUACGAACGAGUUGUUUCUCAAUUUUUUUUUUUCGUCGACUUGAAAUUAAUUAUUCAAGCAACCCUUAUACGCGUAUUGCAACUUUUCAAACAGAGUUUACUAGGGAGGUCGCUCGAACGUUUUACCUUCAGUCUCUCGCGAACCUUCGAAGGGAUAAAAUGGGAAAAGAUAGCAUAGAAGAAAUAGGAAUUGCUAACGUUCAGAGAUCAUUCAAUUGGAGCUCGCGGCUUUUAAAAUGUAUGGGAGUUUGGCCAUUGAAGAACUACGUUCCGCUAUUUCUCUUCUUCUUCAUAUAUCUUUCUAUUCAUUGUUCUCUAACACUCUUACAAUUGAUUUUGACUCCAAAAACUAUGGAGAACGUGGUAUCCAACAUGGCAGAGAAUAUGCUUCUAACGAUGACACUUACCAAAAUAACAGUCGCUAGAGUAAAUCGAGAAGCAUUGGGUAAAUUAUUUGCCGAAAUCAAGGAUUGUUCACUCACUGAGAAAUAUGAAACUAAAGAGGAGAAAUUGACAUUUUUUAAUUAUACUAAAUUACCUCCAUAUUUUAUUAUAAUAAUCGCCUCUUCAAUGACAAUGGUCGAAAUAUUAUAUUACUCGAGUCGACUUACAUAUGGAAUUCAAAGUGCAAAGAAAAACGGUUCCAUGGGUUAUCAAUUGCCGUACAGAACAUUACAAAUCAUCGAUUUAAGUGACACCAGGACUUACGCUUUGAUUUGUGCUUAUCAAGUAAUAUUCGUACCUUGUGUCGUAUUAGGUUACGUAGGAUUCGAUUGCAUGUUCGUCAAUUUGUCCAUUCAAGUAAUUGCACAGUUCUCCAUAUUGUCCUAUAAAGUGAAAACAAUAUUAAAUCAUUCUAAAAAUUAUCAUGAAGGUAUGAAGGAACUUGUACUCCGACAUUAUCGAUUGAUAAGAUUGACAGAAGGGUUGGAAAAUAACUUUAAUUACCUGAUUUUGCAACAACUUUUGGGUACCACCAUUCAUAUUUGUAUUUCUGGUUACUAUUUAAUUAUGACUAAAGAGACGGCAGAUAGUAUAACUUUGAUUUUAUUCGUUUUGUACGUCUCUUGUGUGAUAACGACACUUUUUAUUUACUGUUUCAUUGGCGAAUGUUUUAUACAGGAAAGUACCAAAUUUGGUAACGCCAUUUACAAUUACGAGUGGUAUAACUUACCGGCAACUGAAUCGAAAUUUUUUCUUAUUUGUAUGACACGAACGAAAAAGCCGCAAUGCCUAACGUCUGGCAAAUUUGCCGUCUUAUCCUUGACCAUCUUCACAGACAUCGUCAAAACGUCGAUGGGAUAUUUAUCGGUAAUGCGAACAUUUGUGUGAAAAGUACAAAUGCGAAAUGGAUUACGUAGUAACAAAUUGUUUUUUUUUUUUAAGUCAUCUUCCUUUGUAGGAAGACAAAUGAUUUGUCUAUACAUCGUUGAUUUCUACUAGCAUUAUAGAAAAUAUAAAUACAAUUUUAAGACGAUCGAUCAAAAUUCGAAGUAUUUUUCUUCAUCAACAAAGUUAGUAGCAAAUAUAAAAGAACAUUACUAGGGACAACUAUUGUUUAAUUUUUUAUAAUGUAUUGCUAAUUAUUUGCGACUUCAUUGGUUUCUACAAGUACACUUAAUAAUGUAAAAAUAAUAAAAAUGGAAAAUAAAAAUUUGCUAGAAAUACUGAAAUAAAAACGUAUGUAGCUAUGUAAUUGAGAAAUGUAUGUUAUGUAAG